Molecule: messenger RNA, 8428 nt
Organism: Amoebophrya sp. A120
Lineage: Eukaryota; Dinophyceae; Syndiniales; Amoebophryaceae
Source: the annotation of a GenBank genome assembly
UAAACGUGUGUUAGAAGGAAAGACCCACAGCAAGAUGGCACAAUUGCGACACAAGUGGAGAUGCCGAUGGACGUGACUUGAGAAGUCAAGUCGUGUUUAUCUUCGUUCAUCUUCGGGGUUCCGGUUCAUCUCGCACGGCCAAAGUAGAACGGCAGUCAUGGUGGACUUCUUUUUCACAUCUUCUAGCGGGGAGCGGCUCCCUCACCGGGGCCGCCGAGCCACCAGGGUCGUCGGUCGGGGACGCAAUUCGACCUGCACUGCAGCGCUUUUUCUUUACGGUGCGAUGCAAUUGCAAGUGCAAGUAGGCCUUGCUCGCCGCAUCCAGGUGGGAAUCCUGAAAGACGAGAAGCACCCGCACCACUUAGACCUUGCGGCCAUUGAAGCAGAGAGGAAACUUGACGAGGCGCUGAACGCUUUGGAACACAAAAUGGAUGUCGUUCCAAACAUAUCAAAUGUAAAAAUGUCUGGGUCUGGAAGAAUGCAACUUGUGAUGCUGCGUCUGCAUUAACCAAAAAUCUGUAUUGCAUGAACAGGAAAAGAGGUCUGGUUUUGGCCCCGGCGAGGAGAGGGCAUUUCUCAUGCGGUAUAGGCAUCAAAAAGCCCUCACAAGAUCUGUGAUGCUAGGGCAUGCAUCGCAGACAUCAGGAGUCACGCAAAAUGUGCAUGACAAACCUAACCUUGCAUCCUUCCACACCCAGACAUUUUUACAUUUGAUAGAACAAGGAAUUCAAGCACGACCUGAUUUUGCCCGACAACGCAAUGGGCGGCAACAAACAGGACGGAGCUGCUGCUGCUGCUGCCACCUCGUAUUUUGGACAUGCGGCCUCCCAGGAAAGCUCCCUAGCGCAGACGGAUGUCAAAGCUGGAGCUGCGGGAGAAGAAACGGCCGAGGAUCGACAAGGUGCGUUCUUCCGGGAGAUGGAACAAAGAUUCGGGCCCGUCGUGCAAGAAGAAGCCAUUUACGGAGGACCACCGGAUCCGCUGGAAAAAAAGAAAUCGUCCUUGGAACAAUCAAAACCGAUCAAGCCCCAUGAUCAGCAACAGACUAGUGUCGGUACUAAAAGCGAUGAUCCCACACCCACUUCUUCAACAAGUAGAACACAACCAGCAACCGACGAGCAGGAGUCAUUCACCAGUUUUGUGCAAACAAGUAUGACCUUGCCGGCCGUGACGCAGAUGCUGGCGGAAUCUUUGCUUCCGAAAGUGCAACAAGCGGUGUUGGACCAGGUUCAGCAGAGUCCAUCGCUACAAAGGCAGGUCGCGGAGGAGCAGCAGGAGCGUGAGCGAUAUGUCGAACAGGAACGUGCAUUACCGCUGUCUUCGGAAGCGGUGUUGCGACAGGAUGCCGGAAGAGACAGGGAUGAAGAGCAGGGAGAUACAACUGUUCCGGAAGGUCAUGACACACAGCUGCUGCAAGAAUUUCAGGAUGGGCGCAGCUUUUAUACGAGUGAACUUGGACAACCGCCAGGGCCAGCACGAGGACCUGGUAGCGGUGCACAAAUAGCUUCGGAACGAGAGGACCUGUACCAGAUUUUCCUUCUUUUCCUUUCGUACUAUGAAGGUUAAGGUUUCUUUUUCAUUUUCUUCAACGACUCCUGUGUGCGUAAAAUGUGGUCUCUUGUCGCGGAUGACUGGAUAAAGAUUAAGAUUUCAUGCUGCUCUUCACCUUAGCCCAAUAUGAACAUCCUUCACCUGAAUCUCAGGCAAAAGGAUUGCACAUACAACAUCUAUACACCUCAUCAGCUCUUCGUCGUUCCCAGACAAAAGCACAACGGCAUCAGCAUCUACUGCUUCGAAUUCGUACCCGGAGCUCCAGAAGAUGGCAAGACCACUCUCUUACCAGCAAGCACCCCCUGAAGACAUCGAGGCGAAGGCUGCGCGGCUCGACCAAGCUCUCGCAGACGUGAUACGAAGUAUGAAAAGGCCGCCCUCAGUGCCGCAGCAAAUGCAAACUGAAGAGCAGCAGCUGGACAUGGACUACAGCAGCGUCUACGGAACGACCAGUCGCGAUGAACAAGAUGAAGGUAGUAGGACAAGAGGUCUCGACAUCGACUCAGCACCACAAGCGGACGUCGAGGACUCUUACGCCGCUUUGGCAAGAGACUCACGCAUGGCGGAUCCCCACCAAUCGAUUAGCUUAGUUGAGAAUAGAAACAGUCGGGCAUUGGAAGAGGUUGUUCCUUCCUCUCCUCCAACACCAACGGUGCAUCCGCGCCAGAAACUGAAAGUACAACACGCUGCCGACAAUAGGCAGCUACCAUUACGCGAGCACGGGCGCAUGGACACGACCAUGAACAUGAUCAAUAAAAAACAAACGAGCGACGUCGCACGUCGGGAGAGCGUCACACAGAAGCGAGCGGAGUUGAUCGACAGAAUUCUGACAAACCAAAAGAAGACGCCGAUCAAGAGCGUCGCAAGCAAAGUGGUUGCUGCAAGAAAAAAGAACAUGAGUAGAACAAGGAGCCCUCCAGUGUCUGCCCCUGUGGCCGCUCCAGGGGAGGUUGCGGCAGCGCCUCAAAGAAGUUCCGGACAAAAAGAGCAAGUAGCUCUUAGUACCGGGCCGGAACAUACCGAAUACAUGGGCGCGUUGCAGCCGGCGUCUUUCGGCUUAUCGCGCGAGGGAGAAGAACACGAUGCGCCACCGGCAGCACAAGCAGCUGCAAGUUCGCCGAUGAACAUUCCUCCCAGCACCUUGUUGGGCACCACUGACGCUUUCUCAAAAGUAACGCAGUCCCCUGCAUCAUCCUCUGCCGCGAGUCCUGCUGGCGCAGCUGCACCAAAUCCUUUGUAUAGCUCAUCUACUGCGUCCGCCAACGGUUUUGUUCCCCCUCCUCUACCUCCGCCUCCCCCAGCCAUGCCCUCUUCCAUGAUUCCCCCGAGCGACAAUGUUCUGGGAGCCAUCCCCGUACUGACAAACGUCGCACAUGAAGCAGUCGCUGGAGUGAUGUCUCCGACACUUCCAUCCCCGAUCGCAACCCCUGCUCCGGCUGCCACCGGAACAAUGUCCCCGGCGUUGCAAGUGCUGGAUGAGCAAAUUCGGGAGCAAGAGAAGAAAUACUUCGCGGGAAUGGAGGCGCAAGAAAAGGCCGACGGCACCGGUAGUGUCGCUGACGCAGUGGAGAACCUGGCCGCCGCACUAGCAAAGGAUCGGCAAAAUUCGAAUGUCGACCCCGAGCUGUUGGAGAAGACAGAGCAGACCUUGAAAAGCUUGGAAAAAGUGUUCCGGCAGCGCGCCGUCGCAGGUGAAGGAGCUGGGGGUGGUGCAUCAGUUGCACCUUUGUCUGCCGCAGAUGCUGUUGCUCCAACAAGUGUAUUUGCAGCUGGUAGCACGACUCCGCCCGCUCACUCUGCAGCCGCAGCGGCCCCCGCGCCUGCAGCUCCUCCAGCUCUUGUUCCAGCAGCUGCGCCAGCAGUAGUUGCCCCGGCUGCUACUGCUUCCUUUGCGCCUUCAGCUCCGACCGGCGUCACCGCAGCGUCCUCUUCUCUUCUGGAGACGCAGAGAGCAACUUCGACGUCAGCCUCCGCGGAUGAUAAUGGAUUCGUGCCACCAUUGCAGCAAGUGCCAACUACGGACGAGAUGAAGAAGAACUUCGCCGGUUUGGCGGACAGCAUGAUGCUGAUGGAGACGGGUAGGCGGACGAUUUCCGGCAUUUCGGCGGAUGAAAAAGAAGAAACAACGCACAAAUUAGUUUCUGAGCGGACCCUAACCUCAUCCGAAAAAAAGCUCUUUGACGAGACGCACGCCAUGACCAUGGCGCAGCCACAUCCGAAGCAGCAACCGAAAAGUGUGGAGGCCCGGCGCACGCCCGACAAAGACGAGGAGAGCGAAAAUUCUUCAAAAGAUCAGCCGGAUGUGAAUUUGAACCAGAAGAGGAAGUCUGAACAACCAACUGAACCCCACCGGAACACGGGAGAUGACGCAGCGCAAAACGCAAAAGGAUUCGAGAAGCCGAAGGAGAGAAAAAUCCCGCCCCCGGGGUCCCAGCCCAUCGAGCACCCGGUCGGACCUGCGACCAACCCGCACGUCUACAUCCCGCCCUCUCCGGCGCCGGACGUCACGAUUGCGAACAAGGAGUCCCUGCAAUCCUUCCUCGAUCACAGCAUGGAGGUGAGAAACAAUGCGGCGUCCGCCACGGAAAAAGCGAUGCAGGCUCCGGUGAUGGUGGAGGCACAGCGGACGGGCCAGCAGAAAAAAGGCAAAGCCUUGGUCGUGUCGUUAAAGGAGCAGAAGAACCCGAUCGACCCAAAGCUUCCCCACGAGGACAAGGCGAAUUUGAGUGUGAAGAUCACCGAUGAAAAUAAGGAGCAGGACGGUUCGUUAAUCAACAAGAACAAGCAGGGUGCAGGGGGUUCCAGUACUGCGGCGCAGGUUCUGGACACGAUCACCAAGACUAUUUCGGAUAUCGGGAGCUACAUUUCUGGCUCAGGCGAUAAAAAUGCUAAGGAGGCCGGUAGUAAGGUGAAAGUGAGCAAAAAGCUAGAGAUGAACGUAGUGGAGAAGCCGCAAAAGCUAUCAAAGACAAAAGCCGAGCUAUCUGUCAACGUCCCCGAUGAAGGAGAAAAAAAGAAUGUGGGCGACGGUGUAGCAGCGCUCGCGAAGAAAAAAGAGGACGUGGAGGAAGAAAAGAAAGAAAACAAACUCAAGACGACCACCAAAAUUACGUUCUCACUUCCGGACCAGCACAGCGCUGAAGCAGGUAGUUCCUCAUCGCCUGGUGAAGAUACAGCCGCAACAAGUCUGGCGGCAGCAUCGACAGCGGUUGCCGAAGACGCCGGAACAACUGCAGCGGAAAGCAAGUCAGACACGGCCGUCGACGCUUCGAAACUUCCGGGCGGCAUGCCACCGCCUCCGUACGACAAAGCACUGUUCGAGCGGCAGAAAAAGCAAAUCGAGCAGAUGCGCGUGAUCAAAGACAAUCCGAGCACGCCUUUGAACCCCGGACCGGGGAAUGGAAACCCGAGCUCGUUCGCGCAGAAAGACAUGGAAGUGGUGCGCGGAAAGAUGGGACAGUACAUGAAAGACGAGUACUCCAAGCUCCAGCAGAGCAUGCUCCAGAACUUUGACGCCUUCGCGGCCAAGCAACAGGACAAGAUUGAGGCCCUGGAAGCGGAACUGGCGAAGGAAAAGGCGGCGCAGAAGCUCUCCCACAGCGCAGCGGACCGUCCGGUGACGGCGCCGCCGGCUCUGUCGCUCUUGGAGAUCGACUCUUCGAAGGACAAGAAGGACAAAAGAGAUGGUGGCAAGAGUGCAAUAAAAACCACCGUGACGAUCGAUAAAGCUGUGGACAAAGAGAAGAAGCCAGAAAAAAAGGACAAGGACGCCGAACGAGAUGCAGAUUUGGAGAAGCACGCCAAGGUGAGGGAGCACCGUCAUAAAAACAUAGAACCUUCUUUUGGCGGUAUCCAUGCUGAUUUGCAUGCAGCUGUUGUUUGAGGUUGUCUAUUUCACUUUCACAUGAUGUGAUUCGAUUGACUUUGUUGACCACAUGAUAUCCGACACAACAGACCAACAGCCAGCUGACGAACGAGUUGGCCGCCGAAGCCGCUGCGAUCGGCGACAUAAUCGACAAGAAGCCCGCGGGCGCGGCAGUAGCGGCGCCGCCAACGGCCAGACCAACCAGCGCCUCUGCCAUGCCAGAAAAGCCAGACGCGGGUGGUGCGGCGGCGGCGGUGCCCCCGGCAGUUGCUACCUCUUUGACCGCCGAGAAACAGAAGGACGACGUAGCUGCGGCAGCACCUCCGACACCGGCCAAGGUGGAAGUGGAAGUGGAACAGUCCCCGGCGGACAAGCGGGAAGACCUGGCGAACUUUUUGCACAGCAAAACCGGGUCGCAGCAGACCCCUACGGAGUCGAUGGUGACCGCCGCCGCGGCGAAGGCGUCCGCGGUCGAGGCCGCGGAGUCGGGAACGCAGAAGUCCGAGGCAGCUGCGGCCCAGGCCGAACUUGUAGGCGCCGACCAGGCGGUCGGCAUGGCGCUGGAGCAGGGACCACCGCCCCAGUCGGCCGAGGUGAAGAUGACGCAAAGCGACCCGUUUUCACCGCACUACCACUUGGAAAACGAGGGGGCGGACGUGGUUAUUUCGGGAACCAUGAAAGUGGAAGUGAUUAACGUAGAAGCGUUUUUGGCCAAUCAGCAAACAGAACUCGCCGUCGCCACGCUGAUGCAGGACCUCUUCCAGAGUCCGCUGUACGACUUGAAAAUCAAAUUGGAACAGCAGGUGCCCCAGACUGCGGCGUCAAACGCGACAGCGGCAGUGCCCUUUUUCUUGCAGCAGGUACUUAUUUCAGUACGACGUUCUUUGCAUAGUAACGUGAAGCCUGCUAACAAGCCACGAUCUACAUACGUGCGCGUUGGGGUAAACACGAUCCUCGAGUGCGUGUUGUACGAAUAGGAGUCGAUUGCUUUUCCGUCUUUUUCUCUGCACAGUCCUCCUUCUUGCUUCAUACUAGUCCUACCUCUCCCGGAGCAAGAAAGAAAAAUCUUUUCCCAGGACGCAACGAGCAUUCACCAUUCGGUAACCAGCGUAGCGGAGAACAAAGGACAGCCGCUUUACUUGCCGAUGUUUGACACCUCGGCCGCAGACCGGGCUCGUGGCCGCGCCACAGCAACGAGUUUCGUCCAGACCGGCAUGGUAUCAACUGUAAAAAUGUCUGGGUCUGGAAGACUCAUGCUGUUUUUGCAUGACACAGAAAGUCUGGCAUGGAAGCUCUAGCAUCACAGGUUUCGAGAAGCGUUUGCAAUGCCGAAUCCGCAUGACAAAUCCCCCAUUUUGGUGAUAGAAAGUGGAAACUUUUUGCUGCCUAUGCAUGUUGAGAGAUUUUUCUGUGAUCUGAAAUGCGCAUCACAAGUUUGUAUUCUCCAGACCCAGACAUUUUCUACUUUUGAUACAUGGGUAAAAAGAAGGCGGAUACGGUACCGGCAAACAUUCUGUUCGAGUUCCGCGUGAAGAAAGUACCCAUGCAAAUUCAACAACUGUUGCAGACCGGGGACAUUGCGUCUAAGUGGGAUACCAUGCGCGGCGUGGGGGGCAUUGACCAGGUGGUUGAUGUGAACAUCAAAGUGCACGAAAAUUGGGCCACCUGGAACCAAACCGUUUUCUUGCCGAUCGGGUAAGUACUUUACUUGCUACUUGAUUUUUUUGUGCUUGUCAUGCUAGAAAACGUCUCGACGGACUACUACUCUCUCGAGACGUUUUUUAGCAUGACGCUUGGUCAAAGACCGUCACCGUCUUUCAUGACACGGAACUUUUUUUUCCAUCCAUUGUCACAAAACUGAAUGAAAAUUUGAUGACGAGCUUGAGCAGAUUAUAACGGGCAUGCUACCAACAUCAAUCUAAACAGCCCUGCCUCCUACUCCGACUUCACCAAGGACAUCGGGCUCGAGUGGCGCCCCCGCGUGUGCCCGACGCCGAACUUCGACCCUGCCACCAUCUACAGCAAGCAGCAGUGUCUCGAUUGCGUCGUUGAUUUCUUCCAGACCGCGUACUUUUGCGGCUCGGAGCAAACCUGCCAGGGUUUGUGGACGGAGUGCGCGGUGGACUGUCAGCAAAAUCCCGCCUGCAAGGCUUUCAACUACAACGGACGCCUCUGUCGGCACGUGAUCCCGAAAGAUCCCGCGGACACCACCUUCACACUGAUGGGCGACGGACUGACGCAGUGCGGAACGGCCGACGCGCCCGUGAUCGCACAGGGGUGCAUGAACUGGUGCACCAAAGCGCCCCCGAUACCUGCGACGGCGGCAGGAGGUGUGGGACUGCUGCAAACCGCUUUCAGAAAAGCAAUUUCCAAAGCCUACAACAUUCGAUAAAGUGGAGAAAAAAGCAAAAAUGUUGAGAGCAUGUUGUAGGGGUGCGGCAUCUGAUACCGAUUCACCUUUUAGGAGGCGGAGCGGUUGUUCGGCAUAGUUGCCAAGCAAAAGAGGAAAGUAGCACACGUUUUUUCACCAGACAAAUCAGCAUGGAACUAAUGAAUAAGUACGGCUCCCUCCACUUCAGGAUACUGGUUUCAAGCGAAAGCGAGGUAUUCCUAUUCGCAUUCCUCGUAAAAAAAAUUAUCGUUGCAAGGUAUCUAUACUCCUACACAAAAGAAAGUCAAGAUUUGCCCAAGCGGUGCCGCCCUCAAAGGGGGCAUGAUUUUUUUGACAAAAGAAAACAAUCAAGAAGAGGUGGGCAAACAAAAGCCACUUCCCGGAAAGGAAAAGCUACAUACUUUGACUAUCUAAUUUUCAAAAAUGAAUCAUUGAAACAGAAUUGACAUUGAUAUUAAGUAAGACCCUAUACAACCGAAAGCAUGAAUGAACGCAUGGAUUUGAAAAACAAAAGCAAGGCCAAAAUAAUCACUGUAUAAUUUGUGAUGAGACAACGAGGAGUAAAUGAGUACGAGAACGACUAUGGAAUGAAAAAUCAAAUAAGCACUUGCUGCAUAGAU